This is a messenger RNA of Theobroma cacao (cacao), 778 nucleotides long. The record is from RefSeq and is a predicted model, not a curated record. Lineage: Eukaryota; Viridiplantae; Streptophyta; Magnoliopsida; Malvales; Malvaceae.
AUUUCCUCGAUCUCUUUGUAGGCGAAUCCAAGGGAGUCAGUGGAUAGUACCAAGAGAUUGGAGGCAAGACAUAACUCUUUAACUGAUUUCAGAAGUUGCUUGAUACUGAGUUUGAAAAGGUCAAGGCUAGUUCAUCUUCAAGUCCACAGAAUCAUCCACCAAUAUUUCAGUUCCAGCAAGUUGUCUAGGAAAUGAAUUUUGAAGUGCAACACUUUGCUAGUCAAGGGCCACCUUCAUUGGUUGAUGAUAAUUUUGAAAAUGAAGACUAGGGGGCCUACUAGGGCUCUUCGAAUUCAUGGAUUGAUUGAAAACAAUCGUAAUUUCAUCUUAUUAAACACAAGAAACCAGCCUAUUGGUCCCACUGAUGAAGCUGUUAACAAUUUAAGCACUUUCUUGGGAACCUUGGCACGGAAUGCUAUGUUGGCUCCUCUUGUUUAUGUUGAUUGGCGAGCAAUGCCUCAAUCUAAUAAAAAUGACAUGUGGGAUCUAGUGAAGGCAAAGUUUGACAUUGAGGCACGUGCCAAAAAAUGGGUCCUAAGCACAAUAGCAACUGAUUGGAGGAAUUACAAAUGCCGAUUGAAGAGGAGUUUUUAUUCUAUAUAUAAAACAGAUGAUGUUCGGCUUAAAAAUUGUCCUGAAGGAGUCCCUUUUGAACAUUGGAAAGUGUUGGUUGCAUUUUGGAGUUCUAAGGAAGGAAAUGUAUGAUCUUGACUUCAAGUAUUAGUAGAAAUAAUUGUUACAACUAUUACGAACAAGUAUUUUAGUGAUAAUUAUAUUA